UCUUCCAGAUAUCUUUUAUUGAAGGUCACAUUCUAGCAAGGUAGUGUGAAACAUGCACCUGCUGAUCAUGGGGUCAAGACCCUUCUGUCUAUUGAUGCUCUGCUGUUUUAUCAAUGUCUGCAACCUUCAUCCUCUCAACCUUCGUCCCAAUAAUGGACUUCGUUUGUGUCGCAAAAACUCGACUUUAUCAGCGCUGGAGGUUCUACCGGGUGGAGGCUGGGAUAACCUGCGCAACAUAGACAUGGGCCGGGUGAUGAAUCUAAGCUAUUCCCAGUGUCAGACCACAGAAGAUGGUGUCUAUCUCAUCCCAGAUGAAAUCUUUGUCAUUCCACAGAAAGUGAGUGGAGUGGAAACAAACUCUGAGAUCAUCAUGUCAUGGCUGGAACAAAAAAGCUCAACUUCAAGCUCCAUCAAUGCAGAUGUUUCUUUCUAUUCGGUGCUUAAUGCAAAAUUCUCCAUAGAAAACCAGCGUAUGAAAUCCCACCAAGUGAAGGAGAGUUCUGUAACGACACGAGUUCAAGUCCGUAACCAUCUGUACACAGUAAAGGCGUAUCCUGACUUCACUCUGGAUACCCGCUUUGCUCGACAAGCAGAGGAAAUCGCAGAUGCUAUUGAAAACAAUCAAACUCGUCAAGCAACUUACCUGUCAGAGAAACUCAUUCUUGAUUAUGGUACCCAUGUCAUCACAAGUAUUGAUGCUGGUGCAACUUUAGUGCAAGAGGACUAUUUAAAAAUGUCUUAUAUCUCUAACAGUCAGUCAGAUAUGUCUUCUGUUACUGCAUCAGCAGGAUUUAACUUUUUUGACAAGGUUAAAUUUGAUAUAGGUGGCAAUAUAUCCAAUGGAGCUUCUAAAACCAGCAGUUAUCAGGGUAACAUCACAUAUUCAUUAAUUCAGAGUCAUGGAGGGGCUUUAUUCUACCCAGGCAUCACUCUGCAGAAGUGGCAAGAGAGUACGCUCAAUAAUCUGGUGGCUAUUGACCGUGCUGGUCUGCCCAUUCACUAUUUUUUGAAUCCAACAACAUUCCCAGACCUCCCGACACCAACAGUAAAUAAAAUGGCUUCAUCAGUUCGUCAGGCUGCAGAGCAAUAUUAUAAAGUAAAUACGAUUCCAGGGUGUGUAAAUCCAGAUUCCAAAAACUUUAACUUUCAGGCAAAUGUAGAUGAUGCAUCUUGUGAGGGUCCAGUCACCAAUCUUAGCUUUGGUGGCAUUUUCCAACGAUGCACUCCAUUGACAUCAGAUGGAAAUGCUAUCUGUGAUGAAACAGCACAGAAAAACCCAGCUACUGGUGAUUAUUCUUGUGCUCAGCAGUACACCGCCACCUUAUUACGCUCAGAGACAGUAGAACGAGGUUAUAAUCAUUACGAAUGCCACAGCCACUGUCGCAAAUGUGGUUUCUUAUGGUUGUCCACUUGUUGUUCCCAAACCUGUGGUGAUGCUUAUCGUGUCCGUCGUGCAAAAGUUGAAACUUACUGGUGUUCCUCAACUCAGAAAACCCCUGAUUACUCAGGAUACCUUUUUGGAGGUCUAUUUGGACCAGGCAUGCAAAACCCACUGACCAAAUCUAAUAGCUGUCCUCCAAACUACUUCACCCAACACUUUUUGUCUAAUGGCAUGGUGGUUUGUGUGAGCAAUGAUUAUGAGACCGCAACAAGAUUCUCUGUGCCAUUUGGUGGCUUCUUCAGCUGCCAAUCUGGCAACCCUCUUGCAAAGGGUCAAAAUCGCUGUCCACCUCAGUUCAGCCAGCAUCUUGCUGGCAUCAGUGAUGGCUGUCAGGUAUUGUACUGUGUCCAGUCCGGUGUAUUCACUGGUGGUCACUUAAAACCUGUCCGCCUCCCACCAUUCACAAAACCACCACUUGUCAGCAUGAUUGCAACAAACACUGUAGCUGUAAUGACAGAAGGUGAUCGUUCUUGGGUGAGAGUUGGAGAAACUAAGAUGUGGAGAUUGGCAAAGCCUGGUGAAAUUAAUCAAAUGGCAUCAAUGUUUGACACAUCUUCUUCUCAGUUGUCUGGAGGAGAAAAAGCUGGCGUUGCCAUAGGUUUAAUGGUCCUGGUUGCUCUUGUGGUCGCAGGAACAGUGUUCAUAAUGAAAAGAAGAAAGAGGUUUUCUGCCACUGGGUUGAGCAGAGGGUAUGAAGAGAUUGAUAGUGAGGGUCAAAGUGAGAGCAUUGUAGAGAUUCAAGGAGAACAACUGAAUGAGAAUGCAAAUGAAAACCCUACUCAACCCCUACUAUCAUAACAAUCAUUUUAAGAUGACUGUGUAAGAUGAUUAGUAAUAGUUACAGCAGUAGUGAUCUUGGUCAAGAAAAUAUUCUUUAAAGGCAACCUUUUACAUUUGGAUUAAAUCUGUGCGCGUUAACUGAAUGUCAUAAAAACAUUACACAAAACAAAAAUAUAUUACAAAUUUUUCAUUGUGAGAAAGGACUGUACAUUAAGUUUAUACACAUAAUUUUCUACUGUUUUAUUAUUUCUACUGAUAUAAGUGUAUGUCUCUCUUUUUGUGCUUUUGUGACUAAUAAAGAGUUCUUAAAGA
Messenger RNA from Labeo rohita (rohu), 2533 nucleotides. It is a transcript of the gene mpeg1.1, whose product is annotated as macrophage expressed 1, tandem duplicate 1. NCBI's taxonomy places the organism in Eukaryota, Metazoa, Chordata, Actinopteri, Cypriniformes, Cyprinidae. Gene Ontology annotation, biological process: defense response to bacterium. The transcript has 2 exons. The record is from RefSeq and is a predicted model, not a curated record. The coding region runs from base 53 to 2239 and encodes 728 amino acids.